Messenger RNA from Prunus armeniaca (apricot), 1080 nucleotides. Lineage: Eukaryota; Viridiplantae; Streptophyta; Magnoliopsida; Rosales; Rosaceae. The record is from the annotation of a GenBank genome assembly.
AUGGAUAUAACCCCUUCCAUCACCACCACCACCAACAACACCACCAGCACAAAAUCCCCGGAAGCAGACAGCGAAACCCCGACCCGGAUCCAACCCGCGAAGCCUUUGUCCUUCAGCAACGGCGUCCUCAAACGCCACAACCCCCACCCCCACCCCCACCACCACCACCUUCACCACCACAACAUCCCCAUCACGCCGGUCAUCGUCACCUACAAAGAAUGCCUCAAGAACCACGCAGCCACCUUGGGCGGCCACGCUCUCGACGGCUGCGGCGAGUUCAUGCCCUCUCCAACGGCCAUACCCACCGACCCCACCUCGCUAAAAUGCGCUGCAUGCGGCUGCCACCGCAAUUUCCACCGCCGUGACCCCGAAGACCCCAUGCCGCCAUCCACCGCCGCCGCCACGACGCACGUCAUCGAGUACCAGCCCCACCAUCGCCACCAUCCUCCGCCGCCGACUCACGGAGGAAAUCGAAGCCCCAAUUCGGCUUCCCCGCCCCCGAUCUCGUCUUCUUACUACCCUUCUGCCCCCCACAUGCUCUUGGCUCUUUCGACGGCUCAUGAAAACGCUUUGGGCGGUCCUAACAAUCAUCAUAGUCCUCAACCCCCAAUUGUUUCGCCGAGCCCGAACGCGAGGAAGCGGUUCAGGACCAAGUUCAGCCAGGAGCAGAAGGACAAGAUGUACCAAUUUGCAGAGAGGGUUGGGUGGAAGAUGCAGAAGCGGGACGAGGAGAUUGUGCAGGAGUUUUGCAAUGAGAUUAAUGUGGACAAAGGGGUUCUCAAGGUUUGGAUGCACAACAAUAAGAACACCUUUGCCAAAAGAGACGUCAUCAAUGGCAGUGGCGGUGGUCUUAGCGGUGGGGUUAGCAGACCCAACAUUCUGCUUGAGCAAGCUCACAACAACGGCAACGGCAACGGCAACGGAAACGGCAACAACAACAACGUCGACGAUGAAAAUGAUGAACACAACGACGACGACAACAACAACAACAGCGAUAUGCAGAACCUAAAUCACUACCAGGGUACUGAUGGUGGUGCGGCGGGACAUGCUGGCACCAAUGGGUCGUCGUCUUCUUCUUGA